AUGGUUUUGAGAGGCUUGAAGAAACUUCGCUCGUCGAAGGAAAAAUUCUUCAGCAAGCUAAGCAACGAAAACAUCAGCGACACGGAUUAUGAAAGAGCCUGUACCGUAUGGAAUACCUUCAACAUGAAGACCAUGAGGAACUACCACGAUCUGUACUUGAAUACGGAUGUCCUUCUUCUAGCAGAUGUGAUGGAAAACUUCAGAAAGGUUUGUAAGACCAACUACGGGUUGGAUCCUAUGUGGUACUAUACAGCACCCGGGCUGGCAUGGGACGUUGCGCUGAAGUUAACCGGUGUGGAGCUGGACCUCAUCUCCGAUCCGGAUAUGUACCUAUUCAUCGAAAAGGGUAUUCGAGGCGGGAUCAGCACCAUUACCAAAAGGUAUGCCAAAGCAAACAAUAAGUAUAUUGAACUCUCAAAGGGCCUAACCGGGUUGGAAAGGUUCAAAAAGUGGAUGGGAAAAAAGUUUUCCGGUUUAUCAGCCGUAAUCAUAUCUAUGGUCGGCAUGAUUAUUUCAAUCAUUACCGGUACAAAACUGGUGGUCGACCGUAACGGUGAAGAGCGGUCUACAUACAAUCCCUAUAUGGACGCGAACAACCUAUACGGAUGGGCAAUGAGUCAACCUCUACUCAUCAGGGACUUCAAAUGGAUGAAUGAUGAAGAACUGAAGAAGUGGACGGACUACAGCUGCAUCCUCGAAGUGGAUCUGGAAUACCCGACGAACUACAGACAUAACGAAUACCCUCUUGCACCUGAAAGAAUAAUGGUUAAAAAGGUGGCGAAAAGCUAAUUCCGAAUCUUAACAGUAAGCAAAAAUACGUCCUUCACCAUAAGAACCUAGAACAGUAUUUAAGCCUGGGUUAAAACUCACUAAGAUCCGCCGUGGAGUGAAAUUCUACGAAAAUUCCUGCAUGAAGGAGUAUAUUCAGCUCAACACGGACCUGCGCACCAAAUGUACUACAGACUUCGAGAAGGACUUUUUUAAGCUUAUGAACAACUCGGUAUUUGGAAAGACGAUGGAGAACGUCAGGAAUAGGGUUGACAUCAGACUCGUCAACGACGAGAAGAAGUGGAACAAGCUGGCUCAAAAGCACAACUUUAAAUCCGCUACCAUCUUCUCCGAAAACCUUGUAGCAGUUCACAUGAGGAAGACAUCCGUAAAACUGAAUAAACCUAUCUACUUAGGGAUGAGCAUCCUUGACAUCAGUAAGACACUCAUGUACGACUUCCACUACAAUUACAUUAAUCCAAAGUAUGGGGAGAUGCCAGGCUCCUAUUCACAGACACAGACUCCCUGUGUUAUGAAAUUUAUACCGAAGAUUUCUUCAAGGAUAUAUCCGACGAUGUCCACGAAAGAUUCGACACCAGCAAUCCGAUGGCUACGGCUAGUUUUAGAAUUCCUUUCGGAUUACUAGGUACUCCAAGACUGUCACCUGUAAAUUUUUUGCUUACCACUGACACAGCGACUGCUCCGAGUGUAAUAAGUCCGGCUUCGAAGGCUUCGUUCAUAAAGUCCUUCCUAUCUCCCAUGCUUUAUUAUAUAGUAAUAUUAUUUUUUUAGUCUUCUUCACCGAAUUCGUAGGUAUUCUGAUGGUUGUGUGGUUUUGGGGGUUUGUCCAUUGAGGCAAUUGUUACCAUGUUGUCCCCGAGGUGGAACCCAACUCCCAAUAACCCCAGGACUGGCUCCGGUGUGA
Messenger RNA from Paramuricea clavata, 1693 nucleotides. The record is from the annotation of a GenBank genome assembly. Lineage: Eukaryota; Metazoa; Cnidaria; Anthozoa; Malacalcyonacea; Plexauridae.